Molecule: messenger RNA, 1645 nt
Organism: Atta colombica
Lineage: Eukaryota; Metazoa; Arthropoda; Insecta; Hymenoptera; Formicidae
Product: coiled-coil domain-containing protein 51-like
Exons: 2
Coding region: 242-1225 (327 amino acids)
Source: RefSeq, a predicted model, not a curated record
UCGCGAUUUUCAUUAUUAUUCCUAUGUCCGAUUUCUUGUUGUGUUAUGUUAAGUUAGGUCGGAUUAGCUUGCCAUGUUUAAACGUCAAAACGUGAUAACAUGGAGGUUAUGGUGAGAUCGAAACAGUUCAAGUGAAAUUAGGAAUAAGCUAGUCUUUGUAUUUCAAUUCUGUUCAUCUAUCGGCGUUUAAUAAUUCAAUUAAUUCAGUCCCACUUUUGCAUUGUUUCAUCCAAUUGAGAUAAUGAUAGAGCGCUACCGACAGGUGAUGAAGCUAAUAAGCGAACAAAUGAAGAGGUAUGGUAUGUCUUACAACGCAAAGGGAGUUGUAGAAAAUGCCGCUGAAAAAGUGCAGAUCAAACUCGCCAUUGCGCAGAACUUUGCGACUGAAAAAUAUAACAUCGUUACGAAAAAACUUAACGACCAGUCUAUCAUAAUACAAGAUUUAAAUGCAAAGGCAUUAGAAACAAACGUACCAUUGCCAGGAAAAAUCGUUAAAGUGUGGCAAUGGUACAACCAAUUAGUAGGAAUGGAUACAGUUGAAACAGCCAGAAAGCAAGUGGUUACCCUUCAAGAUAAACUAUUCCAAUGUCAUGAUAACAGGAGAAUUUUAAAUAAAGAAUUAACAGAUCUCACUUAUAAACUGCAAGAGAUCUAUGCGGAAUUAAUUCAAACGAAACGAGAGGAUCCCAAAUAUGUGCAAUUGACAAUAGUAGAACACAAAUCUUUACAGGAACAAAAAAAACUCAUUAAUCAGCUGACAUUAUCUGAGAAAGAAGAGAGAGAUAAUUUCAUGCAGUUGGCAACUGCAAUAAAAGAUUAUCAUAUUAGCCAAAACUUAAAUGCACAGAAAUAUAAGUAUUUAUCUAUUAUCGCGUCUGCCAUAUUUGCAAUUGUAUCAUUAAUCGGUUCAAUGAUACUUAAUAACAAAAGGAUAUUAGAUGUACGGAACACGAUAAAGACAGCACAAGACAAGAAUGAAUCAUUAUUUCAAAAGAAUAUGCACGAACUAUCUGAUUUUAAGAAAAUAUUACAAUCCUUUGAUACAAAGUUGGUAACAUUGAACAAACAACAAAGCGCGAUAGAUUUAACUAAAGAAAUUAAUAAAUCUAAUACGUCUAAUAUUCUUGUAUCUUCUGCCAAGUAUUCAGCAAAUUUGUUGAUUUCAGGGCUAAGUUAUGUUAAGAAAGGUAUUUAUGUAUGUGGAUCAUAUAUUUUUUAUAAAUAACACAGUAUAUACAUUUAAAAAAAUUACAAUUGUUUGAAUACACAAACCAAAUUUAUGCAAGUUUUACAUUUUUUUUAUCUACAGUUCAAUAAAAUACUUAUUAAAUUUUUUAUAAUCAGUACACAUAUAUUUAACUCAAGAAUAUUAUAAAAAAGCUAUUUGUAAAAAUAUGAAGAAUUCAGCUUUUUUUUCAUAAGAGGGGAAACAGGAGGAUAGUAAAAAUUAUGUUUGCUGUACACUUGCCAGAUAAAAUGCUUCCUAUUUUUUUUUUUAUAACUUAUGUACAUAAACGUAUUGUGAGCAUUUAUUUUCACUGGAAUACCGUACGUAUUAUAACAUUAUACAAUUAUAUAACUGUAGAAAUUAUAAAUCUUGAAUUGAAAUGUUACAUGAAGAUUGUAAUAUAAACAAGUGUUAAUA